UCCACCGAGAGCUUAGGCAUCAGCGGACUGUUGGCCAGAGCGCGCGGUAUACUGAAGAACGUGGACCAGACCCUGAACAUCACGAAAUACAUGACCAAAACGGUGGCCACGAAUAUGGCGAACCGGGCGCACGACUUGCGUUCAUCCAAGUCUGAGAUGACUUUAAACCAAUUCAGCGCAAAGACCAUCGAAGAGGUGUUCCACGAGAGGGACGACGGCGACGAGGACACCACCACCACGUGCUGCACAAACCGGCCGUUAGUUCCGGAACGGGAGGCCAAGCGGUGGUUGUCGCAGAUCCUCCGGUGUUUACAGCAUUUGCACAAAUUGGGGGCCAUUUACGUGGACCUCAAGCCCGAGAACAUACUGCUCGACGAGGACAGCAACGUCUGCGUGUCCUAUAAGUGCUUUUGGAGCGAAUCGCACGUACAUGUGAUCGACGAGUGGGCCCGCGAGCGCCUGUACGUGGCGCCGGAGCUCAUCAAAUCGGGCGCCAAAGUGAGCCAUUUGUGCGACUGGUGGUCGUUCGGCGUCAUCGCCUUCGAGCUGCUCACCGCACGGUCUUUGGUCUCCUAUUACCCAAACGGCAUCACAAGCCAUACGUCACUGUAUUUCCCGGUAUUCAUAUCACUGGAGGCCAAGGAUCUCAUCAAUAAACUAUUACAACCGAAUCCAAGCGAACGUCUCGGUAGACACGGCUCCGAAGAGAUCACAACACAUCCAUUCUUCGAGGGUAUCAAUUGGACCAACAGUUGAUCGGAAAAGCGACAGACAAUUAGCCAUCAAAUCAAACCACUCAUCCAUACAAUCGCUAUACCAUUGAAUACUAGCAGUAUUUUUCUCAUUCCCAUCGCAUUCAUAGAGUUUUCAUAUUUUGUUUCGGCGAUUGAGUUACGAAUUCUCGUUAAGAUUUGUUUCAACAACAAAAAUGUUAUGAAGUUUUUAUGAGUUUAUUAUGCAAUCGAUACGCGUUUUACUCAUUGAAUUAUUUUCUUUACGUUUUCAUUGUUUAAUUUAUUUGGCGUUUCAUUUGUGAUAUACUAUUAUAUAUAUAAUAUACCGUAAAACGAGAGCUGAGUU
Molecule: messenger RNA, 1080 nt
Organism: Oppiella nova
Lineage: Eukaryota; Metazoa; Arthropoda; Arachnida; Sarcoptiformes; Oppiidae
Source: the annotation of a GenBank genome assembly